GCAGAUUUUUUCAUUUCCCUGGAAUCAGUUUCCCUGUAAUAUAUAAUAAUAUAUUCAUUAAUGCAGCAGGUGGAACAGGGAGUACAAUGUAAGUCCAGGGCACCAAGCUGGGAAGAGAUACAAACAGUACAGAGCACUGAAUCACAAUUCCAAAUGAUCUUGAUAAGUGGGAGAAAUGAUCUGAAACCAAUAGCCUGAGCCUCCCUGCAGGGAAGAGUAACUGAGAAAGGUGAAAUCAAAUACAUCAACUGCGAGCAAUCCACGAGCAGCUGCACAGCACUGCAGGAAUUUGGGUGGGGUGGAACUCCACCAGAUGUUGUGGUAAAGGGGAGGCUGGGCAGGGCUUGGAGCAGCAGCCUGGGCUGGUGGAAGGGUGGAAUCAAAAUGGGCUUUGAGGUCCCUUCCAACCCAAACCAUGCUGGGAUUCCAGCCUCUGGUGAUCCCAACGCUCCUCUCAAAUGAGCAGGAGUUUGCUGCUGGAGGUGCUGAAACUGAGACCUUGUGUGUCCUGCUGAGCAAGAGGGGCACAGGGAUGUGCUGCAGCUCAUUAUCCACUUUCAAGUUCAUCAGCUUUCAAGUUUAUUGUCCCACAGGGAUUUGCCUGGGGUGUUUUCCAUGGAGAGCUGGCAGUGCUCUUGGCUUCUGAGUUCUCUGUCAGCAUCUCUGUGUGGGUGAGGAGCGAACAAAGCCAAAACUUUUGAUGAGGAGCGUUUGCAAAAGAGCCCAAAGCUUCCCAUGGCCCUGUCUCGGGUGGGGAUUGGAGCUGGUGACAGAUUUAUGGGAUUUUUCCCAGCACCUGGAUGGUGUUGCCAGUUUCCAGUGUAACAAGAUCCCAUGAGGGUGAGUGGUUUUUGGAGUUGUUCGUGUUGCCUGUGGAGCCACGUGAUGGGGUGAACUCACAGCCCUGGAGCAGGCAGGGCUGCAGAACCCAUCCCUGCAGGAGAAGAGCAGCCUUUGCUCCAGGAAGGACACACAGACACUGCAAGAGCUGAUUCUUCCUUUUCUUUCAACCAUUCACCGCUGGAUUUGCUUUGUUCCAACCCUCCACGGGUCCUGCAGCUUUUGGGGAGCUCUGACACCACAAUUCCCAGGCUAAGGAGUUCUGUUUUCAUGGUGUUUCAGCAUUGUCAAACAACUUCAGCAUGUGCAGCUGCUCUGGGGGAUCUGUCUGACUCUGCCUGAGCCUCCUGCUUUUCUUCUGGAGCUGCUGGAGGGGAAACUUGCUCUACAUCAGCACAGCCUCCUGGUCUGGGGAGGGCUACAGCUCCUGCCCUGCCUGUCAUCCCUGUUCCUGUGUGCUUUCCAUGACCUUUUGAUAAACAGUGACCUCUUGUCAGCCUUGAGAUCUGUGUUUGCCUCUUCUGAUGUCUCCAGCCCUGUCCUGGGUGUUUGCCUUUGACAGAAACACUCAGAGGAGCUGAUGUGGUGCAACUGUGGGAUCUGUAGUUCCUGAAUCCUGCCCUGCCUGAUCCAAGAGGAGGAGGAGGAAGAGGAGAGCCUCCUGUCUGUGCCACUCUUCAGCUCUUCACAUUCCUCAGGCUCCAGCUCCAGCUCUGGACCCCCACCCUGCUGAAGGGCUUGAAAAUGCCUCGUGGCUCGUGGAAAGCCAGAUCCCCAGGAAGGCAGCAGUGGGAGUGAGGGUUUCACAGUCUGCUCCCCACUCAGCUGCUGUGGGGCUGGUUGGUGCUUCCCAGCAGGGAGAGAGAGAAAUGCUGAAUUUGAGAGAGAAAUGCUGAGUUUCUGAGCAGAAAACACUGAAUCCUUCAAGGAGAGGCACCUCCAGCAUGGCCCAGAAAAGCCAAACUGGUGGAACUGAGAAGAAAGAGUCCUCCCUCCUGUACUGCAAAGGUGAUUUCAAGGAAGGAGCCCUGCAGUGGGUGACAGAACCCUCCCAAGGCCGGGUGCUGCUGGUGCUGAGCAUGGACAACACCUGCCCCACCUCCUCCUUCGACAUGGACCUUUGUGCUGAGAAACUGCAGUCCCUCGGGGUCCAGGUGCCGGCAGAUCCGUGGAAAAGGCUGAUCCAGGAGGGCGUCCUGAGGCCUGAAGUGCGGCGGUACCUGUUCUACAGCUCCAGGGGCUUCCAGAUCGCCAUGGCUGUGGUUUUCUACAUCUCUCUCUGGACAAACCUUUACUCCACGCUCCAGCUGUGUUCCCUGGGGCACUCCUGGGGGGCCGGUGUGCUGGUGACCCUGGUGGCCCUGGCUCUCACUGCCCUGGUGAUCCUGGUCAUUGAUUGUCACCAGAGGAAGCUGAACGUGAAUACAGAUGUGAGGCUGGCAGCUGUCAAUGAAAUCUUUAUCAAACACAACAUAAUCCUGGGGAUUACAGAUGUCCUGGAUGGGCCACACAACAUCCUACAACUGUGGUUUGUGCACUUCAGCCCCGAGCUCUGCCUCCAGGCCCUGUCAGCCCACAUUGCUCACCUGCAGGGGACACAGGCAGGCUUGAGGCACAGGCUGAAGAAGCUCUGUGUGGCCAUGGAUGUGGCAGUUCAGCCCGAGCUGGGGAUGGAGGAGGAGGCUCCAUGUGAAGAAUCCCCUCUUUUAUCCAGCAGGGUGACCCUGAAUAAAAAUCCUGUGACCUGCAAUGAGCUCCUGCACCUCAUCCCCGAGGGCCCACCCGAGGCCAUGGCCCAGCAGCUCCUGGUGAUUUUCAGUGGAUGCUAUGUCCGGCUCCUGGUGACAGGCCGGCUCCCUCGGGCUGGACCAGGGACACACCUGGGUCACAGCAGCGUCCCCUGCCUCUGCCAGUUCAUCCAGACCACUGUGCUCCACACCCACCACAGCUGGGGCAGUGAUCUGCACAUCCUGUCCCAAGGGAAUGCUCAGCUCCUCGUUCUCCCUGUCACAGACACCGAGGAAUGCAUCAUCCACAGGACAACAAAACCAAAAUUAGAUGCCAAUUUUGUAAAAGAUGGGCAAGAGCAAGGCUGUAAGAGCUUCAAACCUCCUUAAGGUGCACCCAAGGCCCUGCCUAAACACAAAGACCUUACAGGAGUGGGAUUGAGCUGGGUCUCGCCCCAGUUCCCUCCAGCCAAAAGCUGCCUUGCAGACACCUUGGUGCUGAGCAGGAGAAGGUGGGGUGGAUUUUGGGGAGCUGCUGGUGGUGAAGGGAGCAGUGCUGGGCUGCCUCACCCACCGCUGGUUUCCGUUUCCCUGCUCUGGCUGUGACUGGAAGUUGCAGCGCUGAAAAACAACAUGGUAAAGGCCCAUCCUCACCCCCAUUAACUCUGCUGAGACAAGUGUGGUUGCAGCAGAAAAGAGCCUGGCACAAGGGCUUUAUUUUAUUUUUAGCCUGACUGGAAGGAGAAAGAAUAGAAAUUUUGUCAUUGAGCAAUUUCCGGCCUGGUUUUGCAAACUCCAGAAGAUUCUGGUGCUCAGGUAACCGCGCAAAGCGCUCAGAGCUUUGCACCUCUUCAUCACUUCCCAUCGCCUCUGCCAACCUUUAGCCACAGCAAACAGAGGUGGAAGGCUGAGCAUUUGGGAUGGAGGUGGCUGGAAUGAGAAGAACGGAUUUCCUGCAGCAUCCCUGAUGGAGAUGCAGGGACAGCCUGGGAUCGGGAGGGUGUUGGCACUCGGGGAGGGGCAGGUGUGAAAUGCCAGCUGGAAAAACCUGCUGUGGGCACAGCAAACUGGAGCCCUGCCGGUGAGCACCAGGCUGUGGCUUGGCAGUGAAGCUGACACACUGAGAAAUCAUCUUCCCAGUUACGUCAGAGCCAGGAAACUCACUCAGCGAGAGAAAUGUCCUUUCCAUUACAAGAUGCACCCACUCAGAACUCAUCCAAAUGGCCGUGCAAAUAUCCCUGAGGGAAGGUUUAGUUUGGGAGCAGAGCUGUGGGUGGUGAAAUGUCACUGGGAGGUUUGGAGACAGCAGCGAGGCUGCUGUGGGGUUUUGCAGGGACUGGGUGUUUGCUGCCUCUGAACAUCCCUGAGUUCUGCUUUUGCUGUGAUGGUCCAGGUGGUACCACUGAUCCCUUAGGAUUUUGGCUUUUAUAUUUCCCAUGUAUUUGCAACCCUGCAGUUCUUCAGUGUGUAACUCCAAACUCCACACACACUGGGAGCUGCUGCUGCUUCCCCACUUUGGGCAGACACAGCAAUUCCUCUCCAGGCCUGGACACCAAGGACACCUCCCUGCCUCAGGCCCCCAGAGAUGGAAACAAAAGGGAGUUGGGGGCAGCAAACUUGGGGGAAAUGACUUCAUUCCCUGCAGCUGGAAUUGGGGGAUGAACCCCCAAUGUGCAAAUGGACCAAACUUAUAAAAGUGU
Molecule: messenger RNA, 4267 nt
Organism: Poecile atricapillus (Black-capped chickadee)
Lineage: Eukaryota; Metazoa; Chordata; Aves; Passeriformes; Paridae
Gene: TMEM268
Product: transmembrane protein 268
Exons: 11
Coding region: 1785-2957 (390 amino acids)
Source: RefSeq, a predicted model, not a curated record